Molecule: messenger RNA, 2733 nt
Organism: Onychostoma macrolepis
Lineage: Eukaryota; Metazoa; Chordata; Actinopteri; Cypriniformes; Cyprinidae
Gene: nde1
Product: nudE neurodevelopment protein 1
Exons: 10
Coding region: 286-1296 (336 amino acids)
Biological process (GO): mitotic centrosome separation; establishment of mitotic spindle orientation; chromosome segregation
Cellular component (GO): centrosome; kinetochore; kinesin complex
Molecular function (GO): microtubule binding
Source: RefSeq, a predicted model, not a curated record
UGGAGACACCCAACCAACCGACGGCUUGCAAAAUGAUAGCAUCAUUACAAAUCGGCCAAUCAGAAGCGGGCAUGAAACAAACCACGAGCUCAGAGUUUUUACACAACAGAAGAGUGCCAUUGUCAGGAGUGUAACGUGCCAGAAAACAGUUCGUAUAGUGUUAGUAUUUUAUCCUCAGUAUCGUGAGCAUUCUGUUCAGUUUAACAUAUCUCUCACAGGAACUGAAUAAAUAUUUGGAAGAAAGCAACUUUGAGCAUUAGCCGGAGUAAACCUGACUGAACAGCAAUGAGUGACCCUGAGCCUGCAACAUUUGCAUCUGUUGAACAAGAGAGGGACUACUGGAAGGAACAGGCUGCCAAAUACCAGCAAAGGGCUGAGGAGGCGCAGGAGGAGCUGCAGGAGUUUCAGCAGAUGAGUCGAGACUAUGAGGCAGAGCUGGAGGCAGAGCUGAAGCAGUGUGAUGCACGUUAUCGCGAGCUUCUUACAACCAACAACAGACUCCGCAUGGAACUAGAAAAUUACAAGGAGAAGUAUGAAACGCAACACACUGAGGCAGUCAGGCAGAUCUCAACUCUAGAAGGAGACCUGGCAGAGACCACAGCCAUCAAAGACCAACUGCACAAAUAUAUCCGGGAGUUAGAGCAAGCCAACGAUGACCUGGAAAGAGCUAAGAGGGCGACUAUAAUGUCACUUGAGGACUUUGAGCAGAGAAUGAAUCAUGUUAUAGAGAGAAAUGCCUUCCUUGAGAGUGAGCUUGAUGAAAAAGAGAAUCUUCUAGAAUCAGUACAGAGAUUAAAAGACGAAGCCAGAGAUUUAAGACAGGAACUGGCUGUACAGCAGAAACAGGAGCGCAAGCCAUCGAUCAGCCUUCCUAAAGAUGUAGAGAAGCCAGAGGCCACACCUGCAAGACCCUUGUCUGUUGUUACCUCCGCCCUCCCAUCUCUCCAUGCCACACCCUCCAGACCUCCAGGCUCAGGGACUGCAUUCAACACCCCCUCAGCUUCCUACAGCAGAAUUGAAGGUCUGACUGGAACUCCUCUCACCACAUCUGCAAGGAUAUCUGCCCUCAACAUCGUUGGAGAACUGUUGAGGAAAGUUGGGAACCUUGAAUCGAAGCUGGCAUCGUGCAGAGAGUUACACAUCCAUGAGAAAACACCCAGCCGUGCAUCGAUAAGCCAGGGUACACCGAGCAUUUCACGGGAAACCCCAGAAAUCCCAUCCAACACAAAUGGAUUGUAUGAUAAGGGGAUGGUGAAACGGUUGGACUUUGGAACAGGACCCAAGAUAAUGCUGUGAAUAAAGAACUGAAUCAUAUCUUAUGCCCCAAGUCUUCCACUAUCUGAGAAGGGGUCUGCUUUUACAUUUAUAUCAACCCUGUUAUUGUGUCUGUGGACUGAAACUGCUACCUGUUGUUUUACUAUUUUGUUGGAGAUUUGCGUUGUGUUUUGCAGAUGUACCAUCUCUUAAAUUCACAUUGUUUGUUUUUUAUUUUUGUUUAUGUUGUUUUUAGAUAUCUUGUGAUUUAUAGCAGUAUAAAAAUGUAUCUGCACUGUAAUUUUUAUUUGCUCUUUUUGGGGCCAUAAAUUGGGAGACUGUUACAGGUGACUAGCAGAUUUACCCCUGCAGUCCCAUUUAUAUUUGGCACUAAACUACUGAUCAAUGUCCAAUGAAACGUCAACUGCUUAUUGCUUAUUGCUUAUUGUUGGUCACAGGACUGGAGCAAGGUAUAUAGCAGGUUCAUUUUUAAUUCAGAAAUACCGGAGUUUAUUUUUUAGAAACUAGCAUUUUAAUGAUAUAUGAGUUUGUUACUAACUGAAUGUCAUGUCUUUAGUGUUUUGAUUUAAAAAUUCUAAGGAGGUUGGUGAGAUGUUAUCAGCUGAAGCUGUUGUUCAUAUCGUUGCCUUGUAGGGGCUGACACAAGUAACCAACAGUAGCCGAAAUGUUUAUGCAUGAUCCUCUCUGGGGCCUUUUUGUUUCUAGUAAUAGCUAGUGAACUCAGUCAGUGCCAUCUUUGUUUUCAAAGAUUACAGUGCUACAGUACUGGAGAGUAGUUGCUGUCAUAUCAUGCGCUGAACAUGAAUUUAAUGUGCCUUAAUUUUGUGGCCAUAAUAAGCUUUGCCUCAGAGUUAAUUUGGAGAUUGGGGAACUUACUAGCCUGAAGGGAGUUGCAGCUUCUCUCGCUAUUCUUCCCAAUGUAUUAAUUCUCUGAUAUGUCAGGGAUUCCAUGAAGAGGAGAAAGUGAAUUCUGAGUAGAGUUUAAUUGCUUAGUUUUCACAUUUCUCUUUGAGUUGUAGAUUUAAAUAACAAGCAAUAUGAAUACUUCAGUGAAGGGUACAGAUAUUUUUAUGUUAAAAAUAGAAAUGCAAGGAAGAAUUGAUACAUUAUAUUAUCCAUUUUUGCCUAGAGGUACUAAUUAAAAAUUAUAGAAAUAGUUUGAUGGUUGAUAGGAAAAUUUAGCACACUUGAUCGCACCAUCUCAGGGCCUCAUGUAAGCAAUAACCUCACUAAAGAAGUCAUUACAGUUCAAAUUCUGUCGAGUAAUUUGUCUCUGUAUGCAGAAGACAUGCACAAUUGCCAAUUACUGUCAUCAUGGGUUUUCUUUGUUAUUAAUGAACCUAAACAUCUGCAAUGUCCAUGCAUUCCUCAGCAAAGGCAAUGCUUAGUUUAUCCUGUCUGUAAAACCAUUUCAUUGUUGGUUAAUCCAUAACCUUCAAAAUAAAUGUGUAGUUAACA